Aspergillus versicolor CBS 583.65 is the source of this 246-nucleotide messenger RNA. Its product is annotated as YqaE/Pmp3 family membrane protein. Gene Ontology annotation, cellular component: membrane. NCBI's taxonomy places the organism in Eukaryota, Fungi, Ascomycota, Eurotiomycetes, Eurotiales, Aspergillaceae. The transcript is spliced from 3 exons. The annotation marks the transcript as partial. The record is from RefSeq and is a predicted model, not a curated record.
GGAACAGCUUCAAUGCUCUGCUUGAUCAUCAUUACUCUCUUCAUACCGCCACUAGGCGUGUUCCUCAUCUCUGGCUGUGGCGCCGACUUCCUUAUCAAUAUCCUCCUAACAAUAUUGGGCUACUUCCCCGGCCACAUUCACGCUUUCUACUUGGAAUACGUCUAUUACCAUAAUCGCGAUUCUAUGACCCCGGGACAUGCGCCGGGUGUAUACUCCGAUCGGAUUCAGCAGGGUGGACAUCAUGGU